Molecule: messenger RNA, 2280 nt
Organism: Saprolegnia parasitica CBS 223.65
Lineage: Eukaryota; Oomycota; Saprolegniomycetes; Saprolegniales; Saprolegniaceae
Exons: 4
Coding region: 1-2280 (759 amino acids)
Source: RefSeq, a predicted model, not a curated record
AUGACCGAGGAGUGGGGCGACUGGCCGAUCGACGACGAGAACUCGCAGUUGAUGGACCUCCAUCCAUUCUGGGCCCAGGAGCGUCAGCACCAGCGCUGCCAAGCAGCGUACCGCCAGGUCAUCGAUGCGGCGUUCUGCACGUCUGGUCGGUGCCCUCGCCCGGACUUGCGCAUCGCCAACGCCUUGCUACCACAGCUGCUCACACCGACAGACGUCGCUGGUCUCGUCCAGGAGUAUCCCGCAGGCUGCGUUCCGCGCUCGCUCUGCGCUCUUGACGCUGCUUGGUCGAGUCGUCUUCACACGCUGGUCCAGACCUUUCUCGGCCGCGGCGGCCUCUGCGCGCUGCAACUGCGCUGCGUCUGGCUCGGCGGCGCGACUCUGCUGCCCGCCACCGGCUUUGCCACGGUCUACGUCCUCCUCACACCAGAGCGUGACGUGUGGGAGCUCCGCUACAACACGGUUCACACGACCCUCGAGAUGGCCUCGACCCGCACUGACGUCGUGCCAUGGCUCAGCAUGUACGGCCACGAGCGCCCUAUCUUUGCCGACGACGCAGCGCGCGUUCUCUUGGUCUUUGACGUCACGGCAUGCGGCACGAUUCCGUCGCUGCCAGCGACACUGCGCGCGGCCAUCAAAAAGUUCAAGCCAGGCGUGACGCUGGACGAUCCAACGAGCCUGUCUCGAACCGACCGCGACGUCUUUGCCGCGCUGACGAAAGCCACGGGGCUGGAAAUUCUGCUCGCUCGCUUCGCCCCGUCAACCGAUCGAACGCAGCUUGUCGUCAAGGCGGUGGUGCCACUGCCAACCAGCAACCGCCACUGGUUCGGCGCUCGUCCCGAGAGCAACCUCCAGACUGUUCAUGCACUCAUCUACCCGCGCUCGAUGGCGCUGCGCCUCCUCGGCUUCGAGACGACCAUGAACUUGCUCUGUCGCGGCAAGCCGUUCUUGAACCCGCUUCUCUCUUGCUGCAGUGGCAUUGACGACGUGUUGAGCAAGACCAUGAUGGCUCUCUUCGCACCGGACGCCGCCCACGACAGUCGCGGCAACGUGGCCGCCCGGCAAGUACACUUCUGCGACGUCCUCCGCACGCAAGCAGCGGCGCUUGGCUUCAACGGCCUUUGCAAGCACAAGCCUUUCAACACCGAGGUGGCGUCGGCUGUCGCCGCUGUCGUUGCCCAGUAUGGCUGGUCGCCUCUCGAGCCAGCGAUCUUGGCCAUGGUCCGCCGCACUGGAAGCUUGCACCGAGCGUGCUUUCUUCCGACCCUCGAGCUCCUUUUGGCUUUGUACGGUGUCACCCACAGCAGCGCCCCGGUGCUCCAACCCGCGAGAUUCGACAACCCGAUCGAGGCGGUUAUGCAGGGUCUCUGGUCCCUGCGCGGCGAUAGCUCCGAGCUCUUGGAUCACGUCCAGGUCCUCACCGCUGUCUUGCGGCUGGAAGCGUUCUUUGCGCGGCCAUCGGUGGCGCCCCGGGUCGCGGGCUGCUUGGCGGCGCUCGUCCCCGCCAAGGUGGAGCAGCACAUUUGGACGUUUGUGCGUCGACCGACGACGCUCUUGCUCGUGGUUCAGACCAGUCGCAUCUACAGUUCGGUGGACGUGCUGGCGCCGGCGCUGGCACCGCUGGAAGAGCACCCGCCAAUGACGCGCCAGCUACUGCAAGCAGCCAUCGACGCGCUGGAGACGGACGCCACGACCCCAAUCGUCGAGAAUCUCGUCACCUUUCUCAAGCUCUUGGCGCAGUACGCCCUGUUGCCCACGCUCUUGACACAGACGUGGCACCAUCUCGGCCUUGGCGCCAUACCAGCGAUUUGCGUCGUGGCCACAACGACCGCGACGGCAGACACCGCGCUGCUCUCGAAAGCCAUGCACGCUAUCUACGUCGACAGUUUGAGCGGCAGGUGCGACGCCCUCCAGCACCACUACGAGGUGAAAGGUGCGUCCUCCAAGCGGCGCCGAGACGAUGGCGACAUGCCGCAGCACCUCUUGCUCGACGUGGCGAGCUUCUUCAGCGCGCACGAUCCCGGGGCACUUGGCACGUUCACGCAGUGGCUCGCAACAGCCGAUGGACGGACCCUGGAGCUCCUAGCAGCAGUGACGGCGGCACUCAACGAGCUGGGGCACUGCGAUGCGGCGGCUCUCUUGGCCUCCGCCGCUUUGGAGCUGUGCGACUGCGGCUCCUGCGGCGGCCCGUCUUGUGCGUCGGCCUCGAUGCUUGAGCGCGCGAAGCGACGCCGCAAGCACCAGCGUACUCCACGAGCAACGUCACUUGAAGCAUAUCGGUAG